AAGCAACUCAUGCCAUGCUUUGAACCGCCCACUUCCACACGUGUGAUGCUGUUCAGGAACAACGCUAAAUCAUAAAGUUAAACUCAUUUGGUAUUUCAUGGAUUAUAAACUGCCUGAACAAAAUGACGUUGAGCGUUAUGAGGAAUUACGACGCAAGAAUUUGGAGGAUAAUAAAAUUAUGUUGGCCAAGCUGAUGUCUGAUGUUGCUGGUCAUCUGACUGUAAAACCAGUUAUCCCACCUAAGAGAAAAAAGUCUAGUAAGUUCACAGACACUGAUGGUGUCAUACGACGCAAUCCUUCCAGAUCUGCUAGGUAUGCUCCAGGUCGUUUUGAUCUUCCUCACACUCGCUCUAGAAGUGGGUCAGUGUCAUCAUCUAUUUCGUCAGCAUCAUCUUCAUCUACCUCAACUCCCCUCUCUACACCUGAGAAACUGGUGGUAAAGUUUGGUUUCUUUCGGAAACUUUCUUCUUCAGAGACAUCCUUGUCUGAUGGUCCAAUCAUCACAAAUAACGAUGAGGCACUGGAAGAUGAUGAUGACUUUCCUCUUCCACAUCAAACUCGAAAACCCAGGACAAGACAUGAAGUGACAUCGGUAGAUGAUAUUACUGAAACAGAUCUUGAUAUGGUGGCUGUUGUCGUGUCAGACAAGAGAUAUGAUAGCAUUUAUGGUACAACUUGCCACCAGUGUCGUCAAAAAACAAAUGAUAUGAAGACUAUAUGCAGGUCAACUAAUUGUGCAGGUGUACGAGGGCAGUUUUGUGGUCCAUGUCUUAGAAAUCGUUAUGGGGAAGAUGCUAAAGCAGCUUUAAAAGACCCUGACUGGAUAUGCCCCCCAUGUAGGGGCAUCUGCAAUUGCAGUUUUUGUCGUAGAAAAAAAGGACAUUCAUCUACAGGCAUUCUUAUUCACAUAGCAAGAGAAAAAGGUUAUCCUGAUGUCAAUUCAUAUCUUCAUGGGUGUAAAAAGGACAGUUAACUUGUUUCUUCUAUGGAGGAUUAUGUAUUAGCCCAUCCCAUCAAGUACUUGUUACAAUUUGUUUCUGAACUGUGUGAUGAAAAUUCACAUUUUUAUCUGCUUUUGGUGAUUUAAGUCCACAGUAUUUUGUUGUUAUUAAUUUGUAUUAUCUGUCUGUAUUGGUUGUCCAUAAAUGGCAUCAGACACCUUGAGGAGAAAUAUGAUGUAGCAUUCAUUUUGUAUAUUUAAAGACAAGGGUGAUACAAAUCUUGUUAAUUUUGUGGCUUCUAUGGGGUGGACAGAACGAGGGUAGUGUUUUUGUGGUUUGAGCUAAGUAAAAAUCUAUUAGUGUGGAGUCAUUUAUGGGCAACCGCUUUUUUAAUGUAUUUAAAUUAUAAAACAGGUGAUAAAAAUUUGGGGAUGUUCCAUCCUUUAUGAGUAUAUAUAGUUUUAUUAUUAAGGAGAUGUGCAUAAUUUUUUUUUUAAUUGCAACUAACGUUUUUUUACCCAACAAAAUGAUGAAAUAGUUAACAUUUUAGUUGCUGUGUCAGGCAUGUUUAGUCAAUUUUUAAAAUCCAAAAAAUCCUCUGGAUUUUAAUUUAACAUUUAAUAAUAUUAAUUUAAAACUUUGAUAAGAGGGAAUGGUUUAAAUUCAUUAUCUCAACAAAUAUGAUCCGUCAGAUUUUUUAUUCAUUUAUAAAGGUCAGUAGUUUAAAGCUCCUUUAGAAAAGUUAAUAAUGUUCAAAGUUGGUUUCUGGAAAGCUGCUAGUUUCAAUUAUGCAAUAUUAAUUGUUCCAAGUUCACAAAUGACUGAUUAGCAUUGGGAUGGGUAGGAAAACAAUACUAAUGAAUAUCAUUCUAUAAAUGAAAAACCAGCUUUCUAGAAAAAAUACAAUGUACAUAGCAACAUACAAUAAAAUAAACUGUUAAUUCGUUAAAAUGGAUAUUUUUCCAUUACAGAAUUAUUACCUUUAAAAUUGAAAGUUCAGAUUUUAAUCAAUUGCACAUCUCCAUUACUAUACAUUAAUGAUUUAUUUUCCUGUAAAGUUCCUUUUUCUGUCACACUUCUAAGGACCUUUGUAUUGAACGACUUUGCUGUCACUUUAAUUGUUGAAGGCUUGAGUUACUUGUUUAAGAAAUGUAAUGGAUCUAUUAUAUUGUUACGUAGUUGAGAGUACUAGAAUAUUAUAAAUAUUUAUAUUAUCUUUUCAUCGUAACCCAUCAUUCAUUUUUAAACAUGAUUACCAGCAAACAGAAGUGCAUUUUUUAAUGUUCAUGGAUGGCAUUUUUUUUUUAAACACAGAUGUUUUUAAUUGUUGCGCUAAAGUAAUUAACAAUGCAAUCCUUUUUAAAAAUUGAAUUUUAUAUUGGUUGUCAGUUUAAUUUACUGUCCAAUAAAUGCUGUUGUAAUAGAAAAGGUUUAAAUGUAAUUAUAUUAUGAAUGAAUGUUUUAUAUGUAGGUACAAAUAUGAUUUUUAGCAUGAUCCAAUCUGAUGCAGGUUUUUAUUUUGGCCUAUUUAAAAUGUCAGAAUUAACUAUUUUACUAUUCAUUCUGGAUGUUAAUUUUUACAAUAUGGCAGCAUGAAAAUGGUUCUUUGAUUGCUCAUUUACUUUUUUGCUUGAACUGAAUUUUUUCAUUUUAAAAGUAGAAUAUUUCGACCAACUAAAACCAAUUAUUAGUGUGGCAUUAGUCUUGAAUGUUACGCAUGUCAUAUUUCUCAAUUUAUAUGUGCAAUUUUUGUGAUAACUCAAUGUUGGUUUAUUUUUUUAAUUAAAAUAAAAUGUAUCAAUUGCCUUUUUUAAUUAAAAAAGGAUUAUGUUCAUUGUUGGAAAAAAAAUGGCAAAUGAACUUGUCU
This is a messenger RNA of Physella acuta, 2808 nucleotides long. RefSeq names its product cell division cycle-associated 7-like protein. Gene Ontology annotation, cellular component: nucleus. Gene Ontology annotation, biological process: regulation of DNA-templated transcription. Lineage: Eukaryota; Metazoa; Mollusca; Gastropoda; Physidae. The record is from RefSeq and is a predicted model, not a curated record.